GUAUACUAACACGUAACACCUAAUACGUAAGUACGUCUGUAAUUUUAGUAUUAACUGUACUGGAUAAAUUAUUUUUACCUACUCAUCCAUCCAAAACUUUAGGUGGUUCAAGUGCACCACCUUAAGUGCGUACUCGGCGCCACUGUGCGAAUGUGUGCACAUAGUACACUGUGUACACUACGGUGACAAUGUCGAUUUUGAUAGAUGAGACAAUAAUAUUAUGUGUUUUUAGUGGGUGUGGUUUCUUAGCAACACGUUGGGUCAAUGACUGAAAUUGUAUUAUAUAUAAUAUACACGAUAACAUGGUAUAGUGGCUGGUACCCUCGACGCUCUUGUUCCGUCCGCUUUAUUACAAUGAUUCACAUUUCGCGUGAUAGUGGCGUCGGUAUCGUAGACAAUUGCACUGAAUUGAAUCGGUAAAAUGUCCAGCUCUGAGCUGCACAAAGAACCGAAACAGCCUAAUAAUAACAACAACAGUAGUAAUAAUAAAAAUAAUAAUGUUAAACCACAGCAACAGCAGCAGCAAGAAAGGAAGAAGAAUAAAAAGAUAGACAAAGUACAAUGUGACGGCAGACUGAAAAUUAUAAUAAACAGAGAAAAUGAAUUGCGAGCCAGAUGGCCGGAACGGUGGGGGUUUUAUUCGAAAAAUAACGUGGAAAAAAUGUGGAGCGAACAUGCUGUCAGUUUAGGAUUACCGGAAAAUUUUAUUGAUCUCAGAAGACAAAAGCUACGUAAACAAGAUAGAAUUCAACCGUUGAUCGACGCAGUACCAUCACCAUUGCGCAUUCCCAUAACGUCGUCAGGUUUUAUAGGAUGGCGUUCUGCGCAAGGAAUGUGUAAUUUAGAAAUGUUUGGCAGGACUUUUGAUUACAAUAAAUUAGAUACUCGGAUGUUGAAACCAGACAACGAGCCAGAUCAAAAACAACAGAGAUUUAUAAUUCUAGGAUAAAUGUUUGGAAGAAUGAUGGCUAAAACAAUAAUAAUGAAAAUAUUAUUAUAAUUAUUACACAAUUCUGUUAGUCAAGAAGGUACUUAUACCUACCUAUAAAAAUAUUAAUUUUUUUUGUAUACCUUGAGCUGGUGACUUUUCUAAAAUCAAUGUUGAUUUAUUUAAAUAGCAACCAGUUCUUCUCAAUUUACAAAGUCAAAAAACACCAAGUGGUAAAUAAAAAAAACCAAAUAUUAUUCAAUUCAACAUAACACAAUGUGAUAAUAACUGGAAUUUAAUAUUGUGGUUUUUUUAAAUGUAUUUAAAUUUUAAAAAUAUUGUAAAUUUAAUUAAAGUGCG
Molecule: messenger RNA, 1288 nt
Organism: Acyrthosiphon pisum (pea aphid)
Lineage: Eukaryota; Metazoa; Arthropoda; Insecta; Hemiptera; Aphididae
Exons: 4
Coding region: 422-949 (175 amino acids)
Source: RefSeq, a predicted model, not a curated record